This is a messenger RNA of Mollisia scopiformis, 1334 nucleotides long. Its product is annotated as short-chain dehydrogenase/reductase-like protein sdr. The coding region runs from base 95 to 883 and encodes 262 amino acids. Gene Ontology annotation, molecular function: oxidoreductase activity. NCBI's taxonomy places the organism in Eukaryota, Fungi, Ascomycota, Leotiomycetes, Helotiales, Mollisiaceae. The record is from RefSeq and is a predicted model, not a curated record. The transcript has 3 exons.
CGGAUAUCAAGGUAAUAUCUAACAUUCGAGUCCUUUUGUACAUUCCCUUCUCGAUAUCAUUUGUAUUUUAUUUCAAUUCUCUAAUUCUGUCACAAUGGAUGUCUCCAACCUCUUCAACGUCAAGGACAAAGUUGUCCUAGUUACUGGCGGAGCCAAAGGUAUUGGACGCAUGAUAUCAGAAGGAUUUGUCACCAAUGGAGCGAAAGUCUACAUCUCAUCUCGAGAUGCCAAAGCCUGCGAGCAGGCUUGCAAAGAGCUCAAUGCCUUAGGCAAAGGCAGUGCACAUUCUAUCCCCGCCGACUUCUACAAAGUCGAAGACUGCAAACGAAUGGUCGAAGAACUCAAGAAACGGGAAACGAAACUCCACGUCCUGGUCAACAAUUCGGGGUCGAAUUGGGGAGCACCAUAUGACGAGUUCCCAGAUAGUGCUUGGACACGAGUCCUUACGCUGAAUCUGACCAGAGUCUUCACACUCACGCAAGCCCUUACGCCUCUCCUCGAAGCUGCCUGCACACCCGAAGACCCGUCGCGCAUUAUAAAUAUUGGCUCUGUGGAUGGAAUCAGGGUUCCUUCUCUUGAGACCUUCUCAUAUUCUGCCUCGAAGGCGGGGCUACAUCAAUUGUCGAGAGUACUGGCAAGUCAUUUGGGCAAGAGGAAUAUCACAAGCAAUGUGCUUGCCUGCGGACCAUUCGAGAGCAAGAUGAUGGCUGCUACAUUGAAGGACUUUGGGGAGGUCAUUAAAAGUGGAAUACCUCUCGGAAGGAUUGGAACACCUCAGGAUGUUGCGGGCGCAUGUUUGUUCUUGAGCGGAAGGGCAGGGAGCUAUGUCAAUGGUGCUGUUAUUGCUCUUGAUGGUGGAACUUUGGUUGGGAGCAAAUUGUAAGCUCGAGAUCCAAAGAUGAAUUUCCAUUCAUCGUCUGAAAUACUACGCCAUCACUCAUGAGACCCUGUUCACAAACCUCGAGUCCCAUUUUCCCUGAGACAUACCGCCAUGAUCUAACGCACAGCGGUACUACACAAAUCAAAAUUCAUCAACCCAAGACUAGCCUUCGCGUCGCUCGAUUGAUCCACAGAAGAAAGUCCACUCUCGCCCUUAAACAACCUGCUAAACUCCCACUGCGGAACCAAAUUACUUCCAGGAAGCACAGCAGCAACAACGACCUCAUUAUCCUCCAACCCAAACUCCACUGCUUUAUAGUGAAAAGCUGGUUCACGGUUGUAUUUCUUUUUGUAUUCGUUGGUCCAGUAUUCUGAGAGUUCGAGUUUGUAUUGAUGAGGAGAUUCGGGCAUGAGAGAGGUGGGGAAUUUGGGGUGGAUCUUGCGGACUUCUCGAC